UUUUUUACGACGUGGCAAAGAAAUGUAAAUACUAAAUUGUUGUCUACAGUCUACACUCUACAAGCACGACUUCACUAAUAAAUCCUCGUAGUGAUUUCAGAUAAACAUAAUAUCUAGCUUCGUUUUUCUGGAUUUACCAUGUUCCGCAAAGUAUUUUGGUUAAGCAGUUCGGUAUAUCAAACCAAAGUUUUGAGAUCUCUCGUGUCUAAAUACCAUCUGCGUGAUAUGCACUGUCGUAAAAUCGUAUACGAAGAAUAUGGAGAUCCCAUGAAAGUUACCAGUCUUGUAGAAGACACACUACCUGAAAAACUUGAUGAUAAACAGGUUUUGGUAAAAAUGAUUGUUGCACCAGUCAAUCCUUCCGACAUUAAUACUAUUCAAGGUGUGUAUCCUGUGAAACCGCCGUUACCUACUACUGGGGGCUUUGAAGGAGUCGGAGACGUUAUGGCAGUCGGAUCAUGCGUUACUAAUCUUGUUCCUGGAGAUCGAGUCAUACCAGAUGGUGCUAUGGGUACUUGGUGUACAGCAGGUGUAUUCGAUUCUCAUCAGCUUAGAAAAGUAAGUAAAGAUAUCGACGUGUAUGCAUUAAGCGGUAUUUCUUCUAAUCCCUGUACUGCAUACAGAAUGUUACAUGAUUUUGUUCCUCUAAACAAAAAUGAUGUUAUUAUACAAAAUGGAGCAAACAGUGCAUGUGGUCAGAAUGUCAUACAAUUGGCAAAUAUUUUUGGUUAUAUAAGUGUAAAUAUUAUACGCAAUCGACCUGAACCAGAUUUGGAAAAUUUGAAAAAUCAUCUUAAGUCUCUAGGUGCUUCAUACAUACUUACUGAAGAAGAGUUAAGAACUACAGAUUUAUUUAAAAGUGGAUUUUUAUCAAAACCACGUUUAGGAAUAAACAAUAUAGGCGGUAAAAGUUCCACAGAAGUUUUACGCACAUUAAAUUAUGGUGGUGUGAUGGUGACUUAUGGUGGUAUGUCAAAACAACCAGUUAUUGUUCCAACUGCUACAUUUAUAUUUAAUGACAUUCAACUCAGAGGUUUUUGGAUGACCAGAUGGCGUAAAGAAAAUGCUCAUACAGAGCAAUACAACCAAAUGUAUGAUGAACUCUCACAAUUUAUGAAGAAUGGCAAGUUAAUUGCACCUGCUCAUAAAACUUUACCAUUAGAUUCAUUCAAAGAAGCAUUAGACAACCCUGUAACAUCAAAAGGCUUUAUUGGUCACAAAUAUUUUUUAAAUUUACAAUAAUAAAUGCUGAUACUGUUAAAUAUAUUAUUAUUUAUUACUUA
Melanaphis sacchari is the source of this 1283-nucleotide messenger RNA. RefSeq names its product enoyl-[acyl-carrier-protein] reductase, mitochondrial. Gene Ontology annotation, molecular function: trans-2-enoyl-CoA reductase (NADPH) activity. The transcript has 4 exons. Lineage: Eukaryota; Metazoa; Arthropoda; Insecta; Hemiptera; Aphididae. Gene Ontology annotation, cellular component: mitochondrion. The record is from RefSeq and is a predicted model, not a curated record. The coding region runs from base 139 to 1242 and encodes 367 amino acids. Gene Ontology annotation, biological process: fatty acid metabolic process.